AUGGAUAAUUGGUUUACAUCGAUACCUUUCGCAGAUAAUCUUUUAAAGAGCCCACUUAAUUUAUCAAUUGUGGGAACUGUAAGAAAAAAUAAAAAGGAAAUUCCUCCAGAACUUUUACAGUCGCGUUCUAGAAGUGUCGGAACAGGAAUGUAUUGUUUUGACCAAGCCAAAAUUGUACUGUCCUACAAAACAAAGCCAAAUAUGAGUGUUAUCCUGCUUUCUACAUUCCAUGAAAAACCAUAUGUAAAUAAAGAAAGUAAAAAACCUGAAAUAAUAGAAUUCGAUAAUUCCACAAAAGGAGCUGUUGACACAUUGGACCAGAUGUGUAGCAACAUGUCAUGCAGCAGGAAGACACGUCGAUGGCCUCUUUGUGUAUUUUACGAUAUUAUUAAUAUCAGUUUAGUAAAUUCACAUGUUUUAUAUGGCCACAACAUGACUAGAAAAUCGGAAAAAGUGAUGUCCAGAAAAAAGUUUGCAGUAAAGUUAAGUGAAGAUCUUCUUGCUCCAUGGAUGAAGAAGCGUUUAGAUGUGCCUGCUUUACCUCGUUCUACAAGAACAAUUAUUAGCGAACUUUUAAAAAUAGACAUGGUCUGUGAAACUCCGAAAACAAAUGAAAGUAACAAAAGAAAAAUUUGUGCAUUUUGCCCUUACAAGCUGCGAAGAAUGACCCGCUUUUUUUUGUCAAAGUUGUACAAGAGCAAUGUGCGGAGAUCACCGUGCUAA
Messenger RNA from Argiope bruennichi, 723 nucleotides. Its product is annotated as piggyBac transposable element-derived protein 4-like. The transcript has a single exon. Bases 1 to 723 code for a protein of 240 amino acids. NCBI's taxonomy places the organism in Eukaryota, Metazoa, Arthropoda, Arachnida, Araneae, Araneidae. The record is from RefSeq and is a predicted model, not a curated record.